Messenger RNA from Acyrthosiphon pisum (pea aphid), 2449 nucleotides. Its product is annotated as zinc finger MYM-type protein 1-like. The transcript is spliced from 3 exons. NCBI's taxonomy places the organism in Eukaryota, Metazoa, Arthropoda, Insecta, Hemiptera, Aphididae. Bases 826 to 2418 code for a protein of 530 amino acids. The record is from RefSeq and is a predicted model, not a curated record.
UAUAAUUUGUAUAGAUACCAAUUAAAUAUUUGUACCAGUCUUAGGUACCUACUAGACAUAUUAUUUAAUUAGAUAUUUAAUUUUUUGUAGUUCAGUCCCAUAAUGCCAUAAAUGAUGGCACUAAAUCAAACGAUAGCUGCAUUUAUGGAAAUCGAUGUACAGACAGUUCAUACAGCAUAAAUACCCCAUCAACCAACUUAGCAAUAGCAUCUACUUCUCAUUCUAAAAUUUCUAACUCAGGUAAGUUUAAGAUUUUAAGUUAUUUUUAUUAUUACAUCCAUAACAUUCAUCAUAGACAUUAUACACACAUACCUAUUUAAUUUAUAUGAUUAUAUGAAUAUGAAAAGAGCUUCAUUAACCUCGCCUCCAUCCCAAUUCAGCAAAUUCAAUUAUUAUUUAUUUUUAAUUGUACCUACCUAGUUACCUAGUUAGGUACAAUGUAUUAUUUUAGUUCUUACCUAUAUAUAUUAAAUAUUUAUACACCCAUAUUUAAUUUAUAUAAUUUAAGAAGAAGACUUAAAUUCAAACGUUGAAGAAAAAGAGACUGCCUGUAAGGAAAAAUCAAAUAAUUUUGAACUAUUACCUGCGUCAACAGUUCAAACUUCAUCUUUUGAAGAAGACUUAAAUUCAAACGUUGAAGAAAAUGAGACUGCCUUUAAGGAAAAAUCAAAUAAUGUUGAACUAUUACCUGCGUCAACAGUUCAAACUUCAUCUAUUGUACCAUGUCACUUAUCUCAAAACUAUAUUGACUCUGCAAUUAGUGCUGAACAUUUAUCUAUUGAUCCAGGAAUUCUUCGAAAUUUGAAAUUAUCGCCCGAAGAGAAAAUGAAUAUUAUUCAAAGAGGCCCUUGUCAACCUACAGAAAUCGACACAAAUUUUCCUAAAUCAAAUGGUCGACGUUUUUUGUCGAAAUUUUACUGGAAUGAACCUAUUAACGGAGAACGUUUCUGUAGAGAUUGGUUGAGUUAUUCUAUUUUAUUAGAUAGAGUUUUUUGUAUAUAUUGUAUGUUUUUUGGUAAGAAUUCACAGAAAGCUUGGACGUACGAUGGCUUUCAUGCGUGGCAAAGACCUAAAGACAUCAGUAUACAUGAGAAGACUACUCCACACAUCAAUGCAACUGUUACUGUCAAAAUGAAAUUGUUAUCCAUGCCUGUGUUACCAGUACUUACUGCAAAAAGAAAAAUACAAGUAGAAUUUAACAGAGAAAUAGUUCAUCAGCUUAUAGAGGUUACACUGUAUCUUAGCAGACAUUCUUUAGCAUUCCGUGGGCAUAGAGAAGGCUUCAAUGAAAAUAUUCGAGGUAAUUUUAAUGAUUUAGUCAUUCUAUUAAGUAAAUGGUCACCAUCUUUGGCUAUUUAUUUAGAAAGAUUACAGUCAAACGGUCGAAGUGAAACAAACUUUUUAUCCUGGGAACGGCAAAAUCAAUUAAUAGAUUCAGUUUCAACUAUUAUCAACAAAUCUAUUAAAAAAGAAAUUAUUGAUGCUAAGUAUUUUAGUGUCUCUAUUGAUACAACAUUCGACUCAUCUAAAAGAGAGCAACUAGCUUUUGUUGUACGGUAUGUUAGUUUUUCUAAUAAAAUCCCAGAAAUUCAAGAACGGUUGAUUGCAUUAAAAGAAUCUUCUCUUACUACUGGUCAAAGAUUGUUUGAAAUCUUUAAAGAUGUUUGUAAUGAAAGAGAAUUAAACUGGAAACUACACUUAAUUGGUCAGAGUUAUGAUGGUGCUAGUAACAUGCGAGGAGAGUACGAAGGUCUACAAGCAUUGGUUCUUCAGCAAAAUCCUUCGGCCAUUUACAUCUGGUGCUAUUCCCAUAGAUUAAACCUUAUAGUUAUACAAAUGGCAAGUACUUCUUCCAAUGCAGUUGAUACAUUUGGAAACUUAGAAUCUUUGUACAGUUUUAUAUCAAGUAGUAAAAAGAGAAUUGCUUUUUUUGAAAAAUCACAAAAAAAACAUUAUCCCAAUCAGAAUGUUCGCCGUUUAAAGCGAGUUGAAACCACAAGAUGGAUGUCAUAUUCCUCAGCUUUAAAUAAUGUUUUACUUACAUACAACGCUGUUAUUGAGACAUUGGAGUAUAUAGUAAGUGAAGAAAGUAGAGUAGAUUUUAAGGUUGGAGCUAAAGCAUCAGGUUUAAUUGAUUUUUUAUUAUCUCAUCGGUUUAUACUUACUGCAUUAUGUUUUAAGAAAAUAUUUAAUUUAAUUGAUCCGCUUACUCGUAUGCUUCAGGCUAUUGAUAUCGAUUUGCUGAGUGCCAUAAAUAAUAUACAAAAUGUCCAUACUUCGUUAAAACAAAUAAGAUGUGACGACAUAUUUGAAGAAAUAUUCAAAGAAUCCAAUUCUUUUAUGAGUGAUCGUGCCAAUGAAUUUGAAUUCACUCACUUGGCCAUAACUAGAAGUAGAACUAAAAAAAAAAAUGUUUGAUGAAAAUUCUAGUGAUGAACCAGUAGUAGAC